Molecule: messenger RNA, 1094 nt
Organism: Eriocheir sinensis (Chinese mitten crab)
Lineage: Eukaryota; Metazoa; Arthropoda; Malacostraca; Decapoda; Varunidae
Product: AP-2 complex subunit mu-like
Biological process (GO): clathrin-dependent endocytosis; intracellular protein transport
Cellular component (GO): AP-2 adaptor complex; cytoplasmic vesicle
Molecular function (GO): clathrin-cargo adaptor activity
Source: RefSeq, a predicted model, not a curated record
AAAGUCUAUUAUUUACAUGUUGGAGUGGUGUGGUGGAUACAGGCGCGGCGGACGGUGGGUGAGGGAGAUUGAUCCGCCCCCCGAGCACCGUGAGGAGGAUGCAACACUUCCCCGCCCGCUGCUGAGUACCAGCCACAAGGAUGUUGGGGGGUCUGUUCAUCUACAACCACAAGGGUGAGGUGCUCAUCUCCCGAGUGUACCGGGAUGACAUCGGCCGGAAUGCCGUUGAUGCCUUUAGGGUGAAUGUGAUCCACGCCCGGCAGCAAGUGCGCUCACCUGUCACCAACAUCGCUAGGACCAGUUUCUUCCAUAUCAAGCGUGCCAACAUCUGGGUGGCAGCUGUCACCAAGCAAAAUGUCAAUGCUUCACAGGUGUUUGAGUUCCUCCUUAAAAUGCUUGAGGUUAUGAGCAGCUACUUUGGGAAGAUAUCUGAGGAAAAUGUGAAGAACAACUUUGUGCUCAUCUAUGAACUGCUUGAUGAGAUCCUUGACUUUGGGUACCCCCAGAACACAGACACGGGUGUGCUCAAGACCUUCAUCACACAACAGGGCAUCAAGACAGCCAGCAAAGAGGAACAGUCACAGAUCACAUCCCAGGUUACGGGUCAGAUUGGCUGGCGGCGCGAGGGCAUCAAAUACCGACGGAAUGAACUCUUCCUUGAUGUCAUCGAAUAUGUCAACUUGCUCAUGUCCCCUCAAGGCCAAGUAUUGUCUGCCCAUGUUGCUGGCAAGGUUGUGAUGAAGAGCUACCUCUCCGGCAUGCCUGAGUGCAAGUUUGGAAUCAACGACAAGAUUGUGAUGGAUGCCAAACGAGGUUCCUCUGACGAGUCACAGCGGUCUGGGAAGACGAGCAUUGCUAUUGAUGAUUGUCAGUUCCACCAGUGUGUGAAGCUUUCCAAGUUUGAGACAGAACACUCCAUAUCCUUUGUUCCUCCUGAUGGGGAAUUUGAACUCAUGAGGUAUCGCACCACCAAAGACAUCUCACUGCCCUUCCGUGUGAUCCCGCUGGUGCGAGAGGUUGGCCGCACCAAGAUGGAGGUGAAGGUGGUCAUCAAGAGCAAUUUUAAACCUUCACUGCUGGCACAGAAAAUUGAG